AUGGCAUUAAAUGGUAAAAUCGCGGUGGUGACUGGAGCAGCGCAGGGCAUAGGAAACGCAGUGACACAGAUACUCCUUCAAAGUGGUGCUAAGGUAGCCCUCCUGGAUGUGAAUGAAACUGCAGGGAAGAGUUUUAAGGAAGCCCUCGACAAACAGUACAGACGGGACCGAACUUUGUUCCUGAGCUGUGAUGUUGAGUCAGAGGAACAGAUCAAAGCUGCCUUACAAAAAACGGUAGAAACCUUCGGUGGAAUAGACAUCCUGUGCAACAACGCCGGCAUAUUGAAUGAGGGAGAAUGGGAGAAAACAGUCUCCAUAAACCUUGUGGGUCUUGUCAGGGUAACCUACCUGGCUCUGGAGCACAUGAACAAGUUGACUGGAGGUCGAGGGGGAGUCGUUGUCAACAUAGCAUCCAUGGCAGGUCUAGGUCCACUACUGAGCAGUCCCGUCUAUACAGCCACGAAGCAUGGCGUGGUCGGCUUUACUCGAGCCAUGGCGGCUGCCUCUACCGCCUCAGGUUAUGGUAUACGGUUCAACGCGCUUUGCCCGGGUUUUGUCCAAACUGACCUCUUCUCCAACUUAUUAGACAAAUUGGGACAGUUUUCCCACCUUAAAGAUGUGACCCAAGAACUGGCCGACAGGACAGGGGUGAUAAAUGCGUCUCAGGCUGCCGAGUGCCUCCUCGAGUUGGUGACCGAUGAGAUGAAGAAUGGGGAGGCCCUCGUGGUGAAAUCGAACCUAAAAAAAUAUAUAACAUUUCUGUAUUAAGCUAGUAGCUCCUGGCCACGACAGACCACAACACCAUCAUACAGAACCAAUCCCUCUGACUGAAUCCUGUAAUGUUCCUCUGUGCUUUAAUGUGCAUAGAAAGACAAAUGACCAAUUUAUAAAAAGCGAUUGUCUGGUGUUUGUCUUAUAUAGCUAUAUAUCUGACAUGAUAACAAAUGUUAAUAAAGAAAUGAAAACUUG
Chelmon rostratus (copperband butterflyfish) is the source of this 969-nucleotide messenger RNA. RefSeq names its product 15-hydroxyprostaglandin dehydrogenase [NAD(+)]-like. The transcript has 7 exons. Bases 1 to 768 code for a protein of 255 amino acids. Gene Ontology annotation, molecular function: oxidoreductase activity, acting on the CH-OH group of donors, NAD or NADP as acceptor. Gene Ontology annotation, cellular component: cytoplasm. Lineage: Eukaryota; Metazoa; Chordata; Actinopteri; Chaetodontiformes; Chaetodontidae. The record is from RefSeq and is a predicted model, not a curated record.